This is a messenger RNA of Kuraishia capsulata CBS 1993, 516 nucleotides long. RefSeq lists its product as uncharacterized. The record is from RefSeq and is a predicted model, not a curated record. Gene Ontology annotation, cellular component: 90S preribosome; nucleolus. The coding region runs from base 1 to 516 and encodes 171 amino acids. The transcript has a single exon. Gene Ontology annotation, biological process: maturation of SSU-rRNA from tricistronic rRNA transcript (SSU-rRNA, 5.8S rRNA, LSU-rRNA). Lineage: Eukaryota; Fungi; Ascomycota; Pichiomycetes; Pichiales; Pichiaceae.
AUGGCAGAGAAAAAGCACAAACACGCACCAAGAGAGGAGUCUUCAAAGAAACCGGUUUCCAAGGUCAGGGAGAUACCCGGUCUGGAGACCAAGAAGCAGCAGAACGACAUCAGGUUCGACUCUGCAUUCGGCAAGGUGGACGAGGACAAAGUUUUGCAGAACUAUUCGUUUCUGAACAAAUAUAGACAGAAUGAGCUGGCCGAUCUGAUAAAGAUGUCGCGCGACAAAAAGCUAACAUCAAAAAUGGACGAGGAGCAGCUGGACGAGCUGAACCUCAAAAUCUCCCGACUACGGUCCCGGUUGGAUGUGAUAAAAAAUCGCGAAAUAGAGGCCAAGGUAGUGAAAGAUUACGGAAAACAGCAUCACGGACGAUUCUUGAAUCAUCGUGACAAACAGAAGCUCGUGAAUAUGAAGAAGUAUGAAACUCUUUCUGGAAAGCAGCGUGAGAAGGUGAUCGAGAGGAAGCGCAAGCGCAAGCUUGGAAAGGAGAUGAAGCGGUUUGGAUUUGAUAAAUGA